CGUUGCUAACAGCUUUGCUCCCCCCGCCCCUUCCGUUUAUCCCAGCUACACAAGUAGGUGUUGUUAUUGUUGUUGUUGUUGUUGUUAUUGGUUGAUGUGGCAAAUCUUCGAAUACUUGGAGAUACAAAGCUCUCUUCAAAUCUCUGUCAACUAUAACAUUGUGAGCAAAAAUGCGUCGAACCUUGACAAGAGGCAUUUCUACUGCCGCCGCUCGCCACACCCCCUCGGUACGACCUAGAGUAGCAUUCAAUAUGCCCUCCUCCUCCGAGACCUCCAAGAUCGCUACGCGCAGACUCCAUACUACAGCUCAACAUCUCAAACCUGCUGCAGCUCUAGCUUUCAAUGCUGACAAUUACCCUACGACACACGAAAAAAUUCAAGAUGUCCAGGAUACGCCAUACUUUGUCGACAACAAAUUUCUCAAGUCUGAAUCUACACAGUUCAUCGAUUUACACGACCCAGCAACAAACAAUCUGGUAACAAGAGUACCACAAAGCACAGAUGCCGAGCUCAAAGCUGCGGUUGACAGUGCUGUUAAGGCAUUUCCAGGAUGGAAGAACACCAGCAUAAUGGCAAGACAACAAAUUAUGUUUAAAUUUACACAAUUAGUACGGGACAAUUGGGAUAGAUUGGCUGCCAGUAUCACAUUGGAGCAGGGUAAAACCUUUGCUGGUAUGUUAGCAGUGGUUUAAUUUACGCCUCAAAGCUGACUUGCCCGCAGAUGCGAAAGGAGAUGUUCUUCGUGGAUUACAAGUCGCCGAAACAGCAUGCGCUAUUCCUCAACAAAUGAUGGGAGAAGUCAUAGAGGUAGCAAGGGAUAUGGAGACCAGAAGUUACAGGGAGCCAUUGGGAGUUGUAGCCGCCAUCUGUCCAUUCAGUGAGUAUUUGUUAUUUUUUGGACUUGGAGCUCGCUAACAUCCAAUAGACUUCCCUGCAAUGAUACCAUUAUGGUCUAUACCAAUUGCCUGUGCAACUGGAAACUGCCUAAUUGUAAAGCCCUCCGAACGAGAUCCUGGUGCCGCAAUGAUUCUUGCGGAACUCGCCCAAAAGGCUGGCUUUCCCGAUGGAGUACUCAACAUUGUCCACGGUGCUUCGAAAACGGUCGAUUUCAUCAUUGAUGAACCAGCUAUUAAAGCUAUCAGUUUUGUUGGAAGCAAUCGCGCAGGAGAAUACAUUUUCGCUCGGGGUUCUGCUAAUGGCAAGCGUGUGCAGGCAAAUUUGGGCGCCAAAAACCAUUGUGCGGUCUUGCCAGAUGCGAACAAACAACAUGCACUUAAUUCAAUUGUUGGCGCAGCUUUUGGUGCAGCGGGCCAAAGAUGCAUGGCUCUUAGUACCUUGGUCAUGGUCGGGGAGACUAAGGAGUGGCUAUCUGAGCUAGCCGAAAGUGCCAAAGCACUAAAUGUGAAUGGAGGAUUUGAAAAGGGAGCGGAUCUCGGUCCAGUCAUCUCUCCACAAAGUAAGAAGAGAAUCGAAGAUUUAAUUGCUAGUGCAGAAGAGGAAGGCGCCACCAUCUUACUGGACGGUAGAGGUUACAAACCGGAGAAAUAUCCCAACGGAAAUUGGGUCGGCCCCACGAUCAUCACCAACGUCAAACCUCAUAUGAAGUGUUACACGGAAGAGAUAUUUGGUCCAGUACUAGUCUGCUUGAAUGUGGACACUCUUACCGAAGCCAUUGACCUCAUCAACGCGAAUGAAUACGGAAAUGGUGCCGCCAUCUUCACACGAUCUGGAGCAACAGCAACACACUUCCAGAAAAACAUUGAGGCAGGACAGCAAGGAAUAAAUGUACCAAUUCCUGUUCCUCUCCCUUUCUUCUCCUUCACUGGGAACAAGAAGAGUGUUGCUGGAGGUGGUGCAAAUACAUUCUAUGGCAAACCAGGACUACAAUUUUACACACAGCAAAAGACAGUUACCAGUUUAUGGAGAAGCGAGGAUGCAAUUUCUAAGUCUGCUGAUGUAUCAAUGCCUACGCAUAGCUAGAUGUCUUGAUCUUAUGACAAUUUAAUGAUUUUAACGAUCUGAUUUACAAGCGACGUAUGAUGCUAGAAAUGCAUGUUUGUGUCAAUGACUAAUUUUUUCCUGUCCCAUUCCUCCGUCUUC
Sclerotinia trifoliorum is the source of this 2100-nucleotide messenger RNA. Lineage: Eukaryota; Fungi; Ascomycota; Leotiomycetes; Helotiales; Sclerotiniaceae. The record is from the annotation of a GenBank genome assembly.